ACAAAUGUGACACUAAGCUCAGCGUUGCCGUGACCGCUACCCUGCUUCAAAGAUGACAGACCCGACGUCCGCCAGCGACGUGCAGAACGUCUACCUGACGUCGAAAGACAUAAAAUACGACCCGCCAUUGCCGGCGCAAGCUGUGAAUUACGUCCGCGAUUUCAUCAAGAAACAUGCCGGCCAGCGUCCCGGCGAGCUGGCGGAUCUUGCGCGCUACACGGCGGUGCUCGAGCCUGAUGUUGCACGGAAGAAGCGUGGCAGCGACCAAAAGGGGAGGAAGGGCAAGCUGCUCACUUGUCGAGAGAAACGCAAGUUGGGCAUCUUCAACGUGCACAAGGACAAACUGUCGUACGCAUCGUUCGUGCCCAUCCACCUGAUGUGGAAGGAUUACUUCCGGGGUCUCGUACGCGACCAAGUGACUGAACAUUCGCGGCUCCUGAAAGCCGAGUACACGGGCUGCUUUCUAACGGUCGCCGAGUCCCGCUGCCCGUCGUACGUGGGCGCCAGAGGCAUCGUCGUCCAGGAAACCAAGAACGUGUUUCGCCUGAUCACCGAGCAGAGUGUGGUGCGUACGGUGCCCAAGGCGCACACUGCGUUUGCCUUCGAGCUUGAUGGGAGGAUCUACAAGAUCUACGGCAGCCACUUCCGUGUCCACAGCUUCGAGAGAAUGAAGGCAAAGUUCAAGGCGCGCGGUGUUAUCGGCCUGUGAUUAUAGCAGAGAUUACAUUAUAGCAUGUUCACUUGAGUCACGUUCGACUUUCGAUAAAUGUGUGAAAUUUACAUAACUUUAUGCCAAAACUCUAUGCCAAGGUGCUGGAGACUCCAUAGAAAGCAAGUCAAGUUGGGAUGCGAAUGACUGCAUUUUAUAGAGAGCCUCCAUAAUUACAUAGUAAUUGAAUAUUCAUUUAUUGUAGAGUCUGCCAUGCUACGUUUCUCCAUUAAAUAUAUAUUGGAUCACCCGCUCAAA
Messenger RNA from Dermacentor andersoni, 967 nucleotides. It is a transcript of the gene Pop4, whose product is annotated as ribonuclease P/MRP subunit POP4. Gene Ontology annotation, molecular function: ribonuclease P RNA binding. Gene Ontology annotation, biological process: tRNA 5'-leader removal; rRNA processing. NCBI's taxonomy places the organism in Eukaryota, Metazoa, Arthropoda, Arachnida, Ixodida, Ixodidae. Gene Ontology annotation, cellular component: ribonuclease MRP complex; ribonuclease P complex. The record is from RefSeq and is a predicted model, not a curated record.